AUGCUGGGCAGGGUGCGCACGGCGGUGGCGCAGCUGGUGGGGGGCCCGGGCCCCGCGCCCGCCGCGCAGCCCCCGCGGGACUCGCCUGCGCCGCCCCGGGUCCCGCCCGGCCCCAGCGCCUGCCGGGGGCCGCCCGCGGGCGGCGGCUUCUCCAGACCGGCCUUCCUGCAGCUCGGCGCCGAGGAGCUGCGGCGGGCGGGCGAUCACGCGGGCAGAGCCGUGCAGAGCCCCCGGGAGACCCGCGGCCGCCUGCCCUGGAGCACCGGCUACGCCGAGGUGAUAAAUGCUGGGAAGAGCCAGCACAAUGAGGAUCAAGCCUGCUGUGAGGUGGUGCUGGUGGACAGGCGAUGCAGUCCGAGGUGUAACCCAGCUCCCAAGGGAUGCACAGGGGAAGCGGAGGGGGGCAGGGGGGGCCUUUGCUUCCACUACUGGGGCUUGUUUGACGGCCACGCUGGCAGUGGUGCUGCUGUCAUGGCAUCCAAGCUGCUUCACCUUCACAUCUCCGACCAGCUCAGGGACCUGGUGGAUAUCCUACAGGACUCUUCCCCUCCCCCACUCUGCCUUCCGAGCGAUUCCCGGGUGCUCCCGGCUGAGCGGAACCGGGCCCCCCUUGCAGAAGCAGAUGCAGAGCUCCCCAACGAUGCCCUGCCCCGAUUCCACCUGGAGAAGGCAGUCUCUUGUGAAAGCCUGGUGAUUGGCGCGAUCGAGAACGCCUUCAAGCGGAUGGAUGAGCAGAUUGAGCGGGAGCAGACGACCCGGCUCGUGGCGGGAGGCUGCUGCGUCCUAGCUGUGGUUUACCUCCUGGGGAAAGUCUACGUGGCAAACGCAGGUGACAGUAGGGCCAUUAUCAUCCGUAACGGGGAAAUCAUCCCAAUGUCCAGGGAAUUUACUCCCGAAACAGAGAGGCAGAGGCUACAGGUUUUAGGGUUUUUGAGACCUGAGCUGCUGGGGAAUGAGUUCACGCACCUCGAGUUUCCACGGAGAAUUCAGCACAAGGAGCUGGGGAAGAAGAUGCUGUACAGAGACCAGAACAUGAACGGCUGGGCCUAUAAAAGGAUAGAAGAGGAUGACCUGAAGUUUCCGCUUAUCUACGGAGAAGGUAAAAAGGCACGGGUGAUGGCGACAAUUGGGGUCACGCGGGGCUUAGGAGACCACGACCUCAAGGUGUACAACUCCAAUAUCUACAUCAAGCCUUUCCUCUCCUGUGUCCCUGAGGUCAGAGUUUAUGACCUGACGCAGUAUGAACACUGCCCUGACGACGUGCUGGUCCUGGCCACCGAUGGGCUCUGGGACGUGACCAGUGACCGGGAGGUGGCUGACGUGGUCACGGAAGUGCUGAUGGGCUAUGAGCCGAACGAUCCCUGCAGGUACACCAUGGCGGCCUGUGGGCUGGUGGUGAGGUCCAGGGGGGCGCUGAAGGAGCGAGGCUGGCGGCUGGCCGACGACAAGCUGGGUUCUGGAGACGACAUCUCUGUCUUCGUGAUUCCCCUGGGCGGCCCCGGCAAUUACACGCGCUGAAGGAGCGAGGCUGGCGGCUGGCCGACGACGAGCUGGGUUCUGGAGACGACAUCUCUGUCUUCGUGAUUCCCCUGGGCGGCCCCGGCAAUUACACGCGCUGAAGGAGCGAGGCUGGCGGCUGGCCGACGACGAGCUGGGUUCUGGAGACGACAUCUCUGUCUUCGUGAUUCCCCUGGGCGGCCCCGGCAAUUACACAUGAGGCCAAGCUGCCCCGGGGCACGGCACUGCUACAGUCGGCGUGGGACCGGGACCUGGGGUGGGGGGCACAGGGGCUGCCUGACCAGCUUCCUGCCUCUCCUACAAGAGGAGUAAGAAACCCUGAAACCCCAGGCUCCCCCCCCCCUGCCCCCCUCUCCGCCUGCUGCUUCCCUGCCACUGGGCAGAGCCUAGAGCCGUAGCAGCUAGUGAUAGAAAAGCCAUCUGGGGCCCUCGGGGUGGGGAGAUCAAGGCAGGACUGUUUUGAUGCCAGCACCCAUAGCCAACCCUACCUGACCUGGUCCCUGCGAGAGGACUCCGCGCUCAAAGUGUCCUCUGCAGGGAUGGGAGAGAGCCCCCAGGACUGUGGUGGCUGGUUCUCGUAAUGUGAGAAUGGUGUGGAUUAGCGGGAGGAGCAUACCCGGGGGAGUGCGUGCUGCCCGCUGCAAACCCUUCUUUCUCCCGCCUCGAGAUCCGCACCAUUGCGUCCCAGCUGCUGCUCCCACGUGCCCGUGUCCAGUCCUAGUGCCUAAUCGCCUGCCAGAGAGAGCACUGGGAUGGAGCCAUGCUGCGGGGGCUGUGGCUGAGCACCCUUGCCAUCUGGCCGGUCAUGCAGCCUUCAGUCCCUUACUGUGUCUUAGUUUCAGCUUUGUAACCAGGAGCAGGCGCCCAGUUACCAUGGUGAUGGGCACUAUAUAAAUACUUGGAAAUAUAUGUAAGCGGGCCUCCCCUGAGCUGGUACUGCCCCUGCUAGUCCUCUGCACCUUCCACCAGAGCUGCUUUAGCACCCUGGGCCAGUGUUGAGUUCCCAGAUGCCAAGGCAGGGGAUCGGCCCAAUUAUUGUUAAUUGAAGAGCUGGUCUGAAAAUUUCCAAAUUCAAAUUUAAAUGAAAACCACUUGGAUGAAAUGUCCACAAAACUUUCAUCCCAUUUUCCCACCAGCUGUAAUGAAUUUGGUGCUUAGUUCUAUUCAAAAUACAGACCAGGCCUGCCCCAAAGACCUUGCAAUUUAAAUAUGCUGCAUCCAUGUGCUUAGCUGAGAGCCAAGGAUAAUUAAUAAGCUGUGUGUUUCUCUAAAAAAAGCAAAUCACCUUCUUUCCUGUAUUAAUCUCAGAGCCGUGACCAGCUCUAUUCUGAUUGGAGCUGGGGCUCUGCCCUGCCCUGCGGAAUGCUUGAUUUAGUAAAAGCAACACGUUCUGCAAACCUCUGAUCUGGGACAUGAAUUUUCUGGGUCUCCUCAGAGUGUGAUGAAGGGGUGUAUCUAUAAAAGGCUGUCCCAGGGUAAAAAUGGGGCAAAUUCCCUCUGUUUCUGAAGCACACUUUGACUUUGACUAUUUCUCGUGUCCUGCUGCUGCCAGGAGCACCAAGCACUAUCGUGAUGUGUCACCUUCUGAUGAACGUUGUUUGUAACUCGUAAUUUGUGAAAUGUAAAUAAACUGGGUACACCUAGUUGGAACUAAAAGGCAUCCAGGGAGUGUUUAAUCUAUUGACGUUUCUGUGCUGGAAGGAGAUCGUUAGAUCGCCCUGUAUAGACCUGUGUUUUUAAAUAAAGAAUGCCACCAGGAA
This is a messenger RNA of Caretta caretta (loggerhead turtle), 3278 nucleotides long. It is a transcript of the gene PPM1J, whose product is annotated as protein phosphatase, Mg2+/Mn2+ dependent 1J. The record is from RefSeq and is a predicted model, not a curated record. NCBI's taxonomy places the organism in Eukaryota, Metazoa, Chordata, Testudines, Cheloniidae. Gene Ontology annotation, molecular function: [pyruvate dehydrogenase (acetyl-transferring)]-phosphatase activity. Gene Ontology annotation, biological process: protein dephosphorylation. Gene Ontology annotation, cellular component: mitochondrion.